AGACCCAUGGAGAACUUGGGUCGGGGUGUCGUAGCAGUCCGAAAAAGUAGCAGUGAGGUCCUUGUAUCUUGGCGUCUCCUCGGUCUCGAUAAUCCCAAGAUCGGAUUCAAUGUCUAUCGCGCCACAGAGAACGGAAAUCCCUUGAAACUCAAUUCAAAUAUUCUGGCAAAAGGAACAAACUUCAUCGACUCUGAGGCGGACUUGGGUAAGGAUAAUCAUUAUCACGUCCGCCCCGUCAACGAUGGAAAUGAAGGCCCAGCAAGCGGGACGUUCACACUCGAUUCAGACCAUAUGAUUGAACCGAUUCAUCGCGUCCCUAUCAAGGAAACUGGCAACAUUAAAUACGUCUGGGUAGGGGAUCUUGAUGGCGAUGGUGAAUACGACUACAUUGUAGACCGGCACAACACUGUCCAAAGCAUCGAGGCCUAUACCUCCAACGGCACAUUCCUAUGGGAAGUCAAUCUCGGCCCUAACAGCGAGAAUCAAAACAACAUUGAGCCUGGAGCAACUGCAAUUAGCAUCGGACAUUGGGAUGGCGUAACUUCAUACGACCUUGAUGGCGAUGGCAAAGCAGAGAUUGCUCUUCGAAUUGCCAACGGAGUCACGUUUGGCGACGGAACCAGGUUCGAACACGCCAACAAUGACGAACAAUUCAUCGCUGUACUCGAUGGGUUUACUGGUAAACUGAAGGCGAAGUCCCCAAUACCGACCGAUUACAUCGCAAACGGUCCUUUGGCUGCUCGUUUGAUGGUUGGUUAUCUUGAUGGCAAAACUCCGCACCUUGUCGCUUGGAUGAAAAAUCGCCAACCCAACAAGGGCGACUUUAAUCGCAUGAUGGCCGCUUGGACAUUUGAUGGGAAAGAGCUUACAAGAAAGUGGGUCAAGAAGGGCGACGACUUCCAAGGGAGACCGGAUGGACACAAUUCACGCGUGAUCGACGUUGAUGAAGACGGGUUUGAUGAAGUUUGUGAAAUUGGCUUUUGUCUCAAUGGACGUGAUGGAAGCAUGAAAUAUGGAAUGCCCAGCAUUGUUGUUCAUGGAGACCGCUGGCACAUCGCGAAAAUGGAUCCCGACCGCAAAGGCCUCCAAGGGUACGGAAUACAGCAGAAUAAUGAGAAUCUACUUGAAGACUACUACUACGAUGCUACAACGGGAAAGCUACUGUGGGAACAUUAUGGAACUGAAGUUGGAGAUGUCGGAAGAGGCAUGGUGGGAGAUAUUGAUCCAAAUCAGCCUGGAAUGGAAGUCUGGGCAUUUUCUGGAUUGUACAACGCUAAGAGUAACAAAAAAGUUUCCGAUGAGGCACCAUGGCCCCAGCUCGGCCUAUGGUGGGAUGGCGACGUGACUAUGGAGCUGUACAAUGAUGGCAAGAUUGAGAAAUGGAACCCUUCCACUCAAUCAGUCGAACGCCUUAUUACUGUUUCAAAAUUUGGGGCGGUCAAUCCUGGUGGCCGUCAGCCUGGUUUCGUUGCUGACAUCUUCGGCGACUGGCGUGAGGAGGUCAUACUAAAGAAUGAAAAGAACUCUGAGCUACUCAUCUUCACAACCGACCAACCCAGCGACAUCCGGUUAUAUACGCUUGCGCACAAUCCUGCGUAUCGAAAUGAUAUGACGGUCAAAGGAUAUCUUCAGUCUCAUCAUGUCGAUUACUUCCUCGGUCACAACAUGGCGACUCCCCCCAAACCGGAUAUUUCCUAUGUCAAACGGUGAAUAAGUAAUCGCCAUGCUGCAGCACGUGUUCUUCAGUCUGUAGAUGUUAUCCCUUUGGAUGAAACGCGU
Messenger RNA from Aaosphaeria arxii CBS 175.79, 1779 nucleotides. Its product is annotated as polysaccharide lyase family 11 protein. NCBI's taxonomy places the organism in Eukaryota, Fungi, Ascomycota, Dothideomycetes, Pleosporales. Bases 7 to 1710 code for a protein of 567 amino acids. The record is from RefSeq and is a predicted model, not a curated record. The transcript is spliced from 2 exons.